This is a messenger RNA of Ilyonectria robusta, 1950 nucleotides long. Its product is annotated as rhamnogalacturonate lyase B. The record is from RefSeq and is a predicted model, not a curated record. Gene Ontology annotation, molecular function: carbohydrate binding; catalytic activity. Lineage: Eukaryota; Fungi; Ascomycota; Sordariomycetes; Hypocreales; Nectriaceae. The coding region runs from base 1 to 1950 and encodes 649 amino acids. Gene Ontology annotation, biological process: carbohydrate metabolic process. The transcript is spliced from 2 exons.
AUGCGCGUGCCCGGGCUCAGCGCAGCUGCCGCUGCCCUCCUUCUCGCACCAGCAGCAGCCUUGCUGCGUGUCACCCAGUCUGACACCCAGUACAUUCUUGAGAAUGACGACCUAUCCAUAGGCAUCAACAAGAAGGAUGGCGCGAUGGGCGAUCUAGCGCUCGGUGGCCAAGACCUCGUAGGCACUGGCAGAGGACCCUACCUUGAUUGCCAUUGCACUCCGGAGGGGCAAUGGACCCCUGGAAACUCUGAACUCGCCGAGUUCCAAGUCAUCCAGGACGUCGAUUCCUCUGGGACCCCCUACGGUGCCAUCGUCAUGACGGAUACUUUUGCAGAAACCGGCCAGACUCUAUCGCAGUACUGGUUCUUGAGAGAGGGCGAGACGGGCCUGCAUCUCUUCACCCGCGCCACCUACCACGAAGACUCAGCUACCAACAAUAUCGGCGAACUUCGCACCAUGUUCCGCCCUCAAAGGGACUUGUGGACUCAUAUCUAUGGCAGCGAGGGUAACUGGGCCCCGCUCCCACAGGCCAGUAGCCUCGAGGUCCAGGACUCCACAACGUACUACGGCAAUAUCACUGGAGAGCCUUUUGCCGACGAGUACUCCGAUUUCUUCAGCAAGUAUGCCUUUUCUGACCAGUGGCGCGACCACAAAGUCCACGGGAUGUACACGGAUGGCACGCAGAAUGAGAAUGGUGAAUCCUAUGGCUCCUGGGUGGUCCAUAACCAUGUCGAUACUUACUACGGUGGGCCCCUGCAUUCAGACAUCAUGGUUGACGGUAUUGUGUACGAUUACAUCGUUAGCAGCCACCAUGGCGCACGCACGCCAAAUACGACGAGCCACUUCGAUCGCACCUUCGGCCCUUCGUACCGCCACUUUAAUAAGGGCGGAACCCUGGAUGAACUGGCCGCCGAUGCUGCCCAGUACGCAGAUCCCACUUGGAAUGCCGACUUCUAUGACGAUAUCGCAAAGUAUGUGCCGAACUACGCAACUAGCGAUAAGCGGACCACAUUCAAGGCGAAAGUCAAGCUUCCUAAUGGCGCCAAAAGGCCAAUUGCCGUUCUUGCGGAGAACAGGCAAGACUUCCAAAACAACACCAUCCACCCUGAGAGCCUGCAGUUCUGGGGGGAUGUUGAUCCUAAGUCAGGAAACAUUGAGAUCCCCCGCGUGGCAGAAGGCACCUACCGGCUCACCGUCUAUGCCGAUGCUAUCUUCGGCCAGUUCACUCAGGAUGACGUCGAGGUCUCCAAGUCUAAUUCCAAGGCUAAACGUUCUCUCGAAUUUAGUUGGAAGGCGGAGAGUGCUGGUAAAGAAAUCUGGCGCAUCGGCACACCAGACAAGUCCGCCGCCGAGUUCAAGCACGGCAGCAAGCCUUCCACCGAGACCCCUCUGCAACCUGAGGAGUACCGUCUGUAUUGGGCCAAGCACGACUUCCCCACUGACUUCCCAGAUGGCGUUAACUUCAAGGUUGGUGAGAGUGAUCCCGCAGAGGACUUCAACUAUAUCCACUGGAGUAGAAUUUCUGAAGUGGGCAACUUUUUUCGCGAUGAGCCAUACCUUAAAAACGUCAACAACUGGACUAUUCGCUUCGACUUGGAGAGCAGCCAACUUCACAACACCAAACUUGCCACCUUCACAGUGCAGAUUGCUGGGCUUAAGACGGGUACCAACAACCCCGAUUUUGUCAAUCUGCCCUACACUCUCAACAUCAACGGCGCCGACGUCGAGACAUGGGUCCUUCCAUGGUACUACAGCACGUCUUGCGGUGUGAGGAGCGCCGUCAGCUGCUACAACUUCGGCAAGAAGUUUGCUUUCUCGACCGAGAUAUUGAAAAAGGGCGAGAACUCGUUUGUCUUGAGCCUCCCAUACAAUGCCUCGAGCAUAGAGCCAGCACAACUGCCUUGGACUACCUACCUGCAGUACGAUGCCCUGAGGCUGGAAUUCAAGUGA